Monodelphis domestica (gray short-tailed opossum) is the source of this 1915-nucleotide messenger RNA. It is a transcript of the gene SGCG, whose product is annotated as sarcoglycan gamma. The record is from RefSeq and is a predicted model, not a curated record. Lineage: Eukaryota; Metazoa; Chordata; Mammalia; Didelphimorphia; Didelphidae. Gene Ontology annotation, biological process: cardiac muscle tissue development; heart contraction. Gene Ontology annotation, cellular component: sarcolemma; sarcoglycan complex.
ACUCGUGGCAAAAGUGGCUUGUGGGUGGCGACAGGAGGAUCUGCGCGCGCCAGCUAGUGGCGCGGCGCGUGGAGAUGGGAGUGCUCCGCGCAGCUGGAGAGGCACCCCGUGUUGGCUCCGGGCUGUGGGCACAGGUGUCAGUCCCGCUGGCGGAGCUCCUGACUGGGGAGGGCGGGAUGCUCCAGAGCCAAGCUGAGCCGCACUCAGUGCGCCCGCUUAAGGCACGCGGCCCCCUAUCCAAGUAGCUCCUCCAACUUCCGUGGAGGACACUAUCCCUCCCCACGCAGCGCCCGCGGAAGACAGAGACGAGGUGUGCACCAAAGCUAUAGGGGGGAUGUGGGGAGUCGAGGUUUUAGGGAGCUGCUCCCACGCCGGGGACUGGAGCUUCUCCCACGCCGCCCCCGAGGGCUGGACCAGCUUCCGUGGUCGCUGAGUGGGGAACUGGGGCUCCACUAGGGGAGGCGGGAGCCCCAGGAAGAGAAAGAAGCCCGGUGUGAAAAGGGACUGGAUGAAGCUUUGCGCAACCGAAUGGGUGUCUGAUCCCAUCUGGAAUGAAGGGAGAUGCAGUGAAUGAUUCCUCUCCAGGACCCCGAGAAGUGCUUCAGCAGAUGGUACGUGAACAGUACACUACAACAACACAAGGCACAAGCCUAGAGAGACCAGAGAACCAGUAUGUCUACAAAAUUGGCAUUUAUGGCUGGAGGAAGCGCUGCCUCUACCUGUUUGUCCUCCUUCUGCUUAUCAUCCUAGUUGUGAAUUUUGCCCUGACAAUUUGGAUUCUUAAAGUCAUGUGGUUUUCUCCAACUGGAAUGGGACACCUGCGUGUUACAAAAGAUGGUCUUCGUCUAGAAGGGGAGUCUGAAUUUUUAUUCCCUCUGUAUGCCAAAGAAAUUCACUCCAGACUGGAUUCAUCUCUACUUCUACAGUCUACACAAAAUGUUACUGUCAAUGCUCGAAACUCUGAAGGAGAAGUCACAGGCAGAUUAAAAGUUGGUCCCAAAAUGGUUGAAGUCCACAGUCAGCAAUUUCAGAUCAACUCCAAAGAUGGCCGCCCUCUAUUUACAGUCGAUGAAAAAGAAGUUGUGGUUGGGACAGAUAAACUUCGAGUAACAGGACCUGAAGGUGCUCUUUUCGAGCACUCAGUAGAAACACCACUUGUGAGAGCAGAUCCAUUUCAAGACCUCAGACUGGAAUCCCCCACGAGGAGCCUAAGUAUGGAUGCACCAAGAGGAGUCCAUAUUAAAGCAAAUUCUGGGAAGAUUGAAGCUCUCUCUCAGAUGGACAUCAAAUUACACAGUAGUGAUGGGAUGCUUGUGUUGGAUGCUGCCACCGUGUGUCUGCCUAAAUUGGUACAGGGGACUCAGGGCCACACCAGCAGCUCUCAGAGACUCUAUGAAAUCUGUGUAUGCCCAGAUGGCAAGCUUUACUUGUCAGCGGCUGGCGUGGGUUCCACUUGCCAAGAAAACAGUAGCGUCUGUCAGAAAAGCACCUGAACAUGCCAUUGAAUUGUCGGAGCACACCUCAGUGAACUUGAAUUCUCAAUAAAUAAUUAUUCUGAAUUAUGAGGCUUCAGAGCUGAAAUGGUAUAUCCUGCCUCUGGAAUUCGAUGAAGGAAAUACAUGCAAACACACACACACACACACACACACACACACACACACACACACACACACACACAUACACACGCACAGACGUGAAAAAUUUUACUGAACUCAGAAAAACUGCCAGUGAACAUGUUUGAAUGAAACUCUGUGUUCUGGAAGUGGUGUCAAACUUGAGCCAUAGGAUGCAUUUAAGGAAAAUCAAAAGAAUUUGUGUGCAACAUGGAGCUGUUUAAUUGCCAUCAGAAUGAUGAGUGAAGUGUCUCUAUUUCUUUAUUUUCACCUCUCUCAAUACAUGUAAAUACAUAAUGAAA